CAAGGCGGUUGAAACACGCCUUAAACAUUUACAGCUGCUAUAAUGGACUGUCUGGUACAACCAUUACAAGAUAAAUUAGAAGACUGGAAACGUUCUGUCGCUACUAUAGAUAAGGAACAUGCCAAAGAAUAUAAACGUUGUCGUACUGAAUUGAAAAAACGUUCGACAGAUACGUUACGUUUACAGAAGAAAGCCCGCAAAGGACAAUCUGAUACAUUGCAAUCGUUAAUGGAUUCACACAUGCAGGAUGUCACACUAAGACGUGCUGAACUGGAGGAGGUGGAGAAGAAAUCCUUAAGAUCAGCCAUGAUUGAGGAACGUAUGCGUUAUUGCAGUUUUGUUCAUAUGCUGCAGCCAGUAGUGAAGGAAGAAUGUGAGGUUAUGUCGGAAUUGGGUCAUUUACAAGAGGCCAUGCAAUCGAUUGCUUUGGUUACCAAGGAACCUCAAGUUUUACCAGCUGCCAGUGAGGAAUUGAUACAUGAUGCUAAAGCUUCUAUAACUUUAUAUCCCGAAUCACCAAGUGCCAGUGCUGGUGGAGGCGGUUCUCUAUCCCAGGGUGGUUGUUCAAAUUCCUUGGGUUCGCGCAAGUCAUCAGUGUGUUCUAUAAGUUCUAUGAAUAGCAGUGGUUCUAGCAAUUCUCCUGGACAUCCUCAUUAUCCUAGAUCUUUGUCACAGUUAAUUUCGCCUUCUAUACGCUUAAAGCCCGGCGAAUCCAGUGAUAGUGGCUUUUGCUCUUCACCAGCUUUAACCACACAGGCUUCUUCUAUCAAUAAUCCUUCGCACGCUGUUACCACUUGGCCAACACAUUCCCAAGACACCGUUGAUUUACCAUCUAACGCCUCCGAGCGUCCACACACUAUUUCUUCAGCCUAUGAAAAAGGUCAUCAAAGGCCUCCUUUAACUGUUUACACCUUUCAAAAUCCCGAAACUAUACACGAAGGUGGUGGUGGCAGUAACAAUGCUGCUGCUAUUAAUAAUGGUACAGGUGGCACUUCAUCGGGUCAAAACACCCCCUCGACCCAAAAGUCACCAGCUGGUGCUUUUAGACCACCUUUACCAGUGAAACCAGCUCAUGUGCGAUGUUCAUCAUUAGAAAGACCUCUAUCGGCCAAUAAUAGUCGCGGUAAUGGCACAAAUUUAAUGCAACGUCAAUGUCCAUCACCAAUACCAGCUCAUGUCACUAAAG
Molecule: messenger RNA, 1186 nt
Organism: Lucilia sericata (common green bottle fly)
Lineage: Eukaryota; Metazoa; Arthropoda; Insecta; Diptera; Calliphoridae
Product: protein MTSS 1-like
Exons: 7
Biological process (GO): cell projection assembly; plasma membrane organization
Cellular component (GO): actin cytoskeleton; cytoplasmic side of plasma membrane
Molecular function (GO): phospholipid binding; actin binding
Source: RefSeq, a predicted model, not a curated record